AAUCAAUCUAAUCAUGUUAUUCGUAUUUACUUUUCGCGCAACCAUUUAGGAAGGUGUGUUUCAACAGCCAAUUGUCAUUCAAAUAUACACUUAUACAGCGGGAUCCGUCCGUUUAAGAGGUUCUAUAUUCUCAGACGAAACUGAACAUGGCAUCGAACCAUCUGAAAACGUAUCUAUUGGAACCAAACACGAACUUGAAACCGCUGCUUUACGAAAUCAUCAAACUCUGCGAACGGAGAAAUAUUCGCUAUGACAAACAAUUGAUUACAUUUAUCAUGAACCUGGUAAGUUUGGAUCCCAAGUUUGAAAUAUACAUGGAAACUCUGAGUGCCGAUCGGAGAAAUCACGACGACUUUGUAGAAGAAUGUGUGAAAAUUCUGGCCGAGGAUCGCUCCCCAAAAUUAAUCACUCUCAAAAUGCAACUGUAUUUCCUGGAGAACUUUUUCAACAAGGAUGAAAUUAUAGAAAAACAUGCUAAGAACCUAAAGAGUAAAACGGCUCACUUGCUGAAGGAGAUCACAGAGAACGACGUGAUUACAAAAGAUGAACAGGAUGACAUUUUCAGCAAGAUAAUUAUUGACAUCGUUUUGAAUAUGGGUCUUGGUAGUCCGGACAACAAAGAGGUCAUCAGUGAAACCACAAAAGCUCUGAACUCAGUUAUGUCGAGAAGCGAUAAAGCGAAGUUUGUUACACUGGAUCGGAAAGAUAGGGUUAUGGCUCUGAAGGACAUACGAGAUAUUGUGUGUGGAAUUCGCAUCUUUAACAAACAUGCAGGAAAUUCUACCAAUGGCAUAUCAGAUUUGCCUCGUAUUCUGGAACAAUCCCACGAAUCGACCAAAUCUAUUCUCCAGAUUACGCUAUGUGAAAUUAUGGAUAAGGUCAACCUUCUAACCAGCGCAUUGAACUCGUCUAUUGCGUACGAUCUACGAAAUCGUACCAUCGUGACACUGCUUCCGGAGAACAUCUCCGCAGAAGAUCUCACCGUUUUGAAGGAUCUACUGGCCAUGUAUCGGCAGCAUGAAGUGUACACACGAAAACUAAUCGACGAAUUGGCUCUCAUCAAAUUCAAUGUUGAUACCUGUAAUCAGGAAUAUAAAGCAAAACUGGUCAAAAUUCAUGAAGCGGUGCAAUACCGCACCGCAAUUCCAACCGAUAGAGUUUUUCCAAAAUUUUCCGAGUUGACGCAAAUUUGGUUGCAGUUUCAAAACUAUAUUUAUCUUCUAUCUGAAAUAAACCAGAUCAGCAAUACGCUGAUGAACUUAACGGAGAGAUGCUUGAGCUACGACGAUCUAGCUUAUCGUCUAUUGGGCGAAUGCCAGAUCCAAACCGACAUGGAUAGAUUGAGCAAGUCAAAUGAAAAACGUCUUCUUAUAAAUGGAGAAAAUAUGUGCGAGAUUGUUCCAUAUACGCUGAAUAUGAAGGUGGAACUUCUGAAGUUUUGCGCGUGGCAUUUAGCGGAAGGAAAUGGUAUAUUGAUGCCCGGUAAUGUCGACAUGGGCGUCUGUCAGUAUCAGAAAAACUUCUAUGCGUUCAACAUCCCCGAGCCAGCCGUGUUUUUCGACGAGGAUCCAGAUAAAUAUCUCUUCAAAAUAAUUCAACUGGUUCGCAAAAAAGUGCCCCUCAUCGUGUUCUUGGACAUCUUCCACAAAGUACAAAGUGCGUACAAUUCACAGAGCCGGGAUGUGUUCCGCAUCAAGGCACCAAUCACCUGUGAGCAGGAGAUUCAAACCGAGCUACAUCCAAUCCCGUUCAACAUUGACCGGCACUAUCGCUGGAACAUUUGGGAUCUUCGUCGGGAAGCAAUUGAGCUCACGAAUCUCAGAAUGAAGAAAACUAGCUCUUCACAAACGACGAAAGCGAAGCUCACGCAAGUGUUCAUUCCGAAGAACCAGGCCACCCAAACGCGAAUAAGCCGUACGACGGAAACCGCCGAACGACGUUCACGGAUCAAGAAACCUGCAGUGGCACCAUCGCCACUUCAGAUCUACUCCAUGUCCAUCGAGGAUUGCAAUUCGGCAGUAGAAAGAGGUUUCCAAAAUUGAACGACGAUAUAUGUCGGAGAAAAUAAAAUAGUUACU
Molecule: messenger RNA, 2078 nt
Organism: Toxorhynchites rutilus septentrionalis
Lineage: Eukaryota; Metazoa; Arthropoda; Insecta; Diptera; Culicidae
Product: cilia- and flagella-associated protein 206
Exons: 7
Coding region: 147-2042 (631 amino acids)
Biological process (GO): regulation of cilium beat frequency
Cellular component (GO): ciliary basal body; axoneme
Source: RefSeq, a predicted model, not a curated record